AUGAUUAAUUGUUUAAUGGACAAUAAUAAUAACAAUACAAAUUAUGAAAAUAGUAUCAACAACGACCAAGUAUUACAAUACAAUUUCGGAAAGCAACACUUUUUCAUUGGAGGAAGUAUAGGAACGGGUAAAACCACAUUAGUCAAUUUAAUACUCGAAUAUAUGGAUUUUUAUUCACACACUGUCGUUAUUAAAGAAUUUAUCAAUUACGAUAAAGGAGGCGAAAUCAAGUUGCAUCAUUUACAUAAUCGACUUAUUAGCAAUUACGAGUUUCAACAAUACGUCCUCGAUUGUUACGAAAAACAAUUAAAUUCCGAAUUAUACGAAGAAGCGGAUUUUGUUUUAUGGGUCAGACACCCAAUUGAAUCACUAGAAAUAUUUUGUAAAAACAACGAUUCACUGUCAGUCAAAGAAAGAAGCCAACUCGAUUUAAGAAUGAAACAAAUGUGCAGAAGGUACAGCAUACCAAACAUCAGAGAUAAAAGCGUCGCGGUGUUAAACGUAGAUACAUCAAGAUUGUCAAUUGAAAUAAUACAAGAAGCAAUUAUUAAUACUUAUAUACAUCCAGCCAUGUUAGGAAUUAUGGAAAGAGAUUUAUACGUAUUCUUGUUCUGCGGAGAUACAGACACUCAAUUUAAAAGAAUCAAGAAGAGGGGAAGAACAGUAGAAUUAGAACAAUAUAAAAAGAAGGAAGAUCUGUUUAGCUUAAACGACGUAUAUUAUAUGUUUUAUUCGAAUAUAAUAGAAGAAAAACUGAAACAGUCUAAUUAA
Messenger RNA from Entamoeba nuttalli P19, 771 nucleotides. RefSeq lists its product as hypothetical. Bases 1 to 771 code for a protein of 256 amino acids. The record is from RefSeq and is a predicted model, not a curated record. The transcript has a single exon. Gene Ontology annotation, molecular function: deoxynucleoside kinase activity. Gene Ontology annotation, cellular component: cytoplasm; mitochondrion. Lineage: Eukaryota; Evosea; Mastigamoebida; Endamoebidae.